AUGGCCUUGAACAACAAGUCCAAGAAAACCAUUUCCCCUUCAAAUUAUUAUCUUUGCACCACCCUUUUCUUCAUUGUCCUCUUCACCAUUUUUUCCCUCCUUCACACCCCAACAUACAACACCAUAUGCACCACGACCCUUGACUCCAAAGCUAAAACUUUUUCAGGUGAUCUUCCAUUAGCUGAAUUUGCAUGGAACCACCUCCAAUUUUCUGAACACAAUCCACCACCCUUUGCUCUUAAAAUUGCUGUGUUCUCUAGAAAAUGGCCUAGUGGCACAACCCCUGGUGGCAUGGAGCGCCAUGCCCACACCCUCCACACAGCUUUAUCUCGCCGUGGUCAUCAAGUUCAUGUCUUUACAUCUCCACCCCAAGAUGGAAGCAGUUCAAUCUCAUCUUCAGUAAACAAUCAUCAAAAGGGUGAACCUUCUUCCCCUUACAUCCAUUUCCAUGAAGGUGAACCCGGUAAGUGGAGCUAUAACAAGGCAUGGGAACUAUUUGAUGAAGAAAAUCAGGUAGAACCAUUUGAUGUUGUUCACUCAGAAAGUGUAGCACUACCUCACUGGCUAGCUCGCAACCUUUCAAACCUUGCAGUGUCUUGGCAUGGCAUAGCACUUGAGAACUUGCAAUCAAGUAUUUUCCAGGACUUGGUUCUUGGACCCAAUGAGCCUAUAACCCCUUUUCUCAACAAGAGUUUACAAGAUCUUGUCCCUAAGGUGCUGAAUGAGAUAAGAUUCUUCAGGGAUUAUGCACAUCAUGUAGCUAUAAGUGAUAGUUGUGGUGAGAUUCUAAGGGAUGUCUACCAAAUUCCCACUAGAAGAGUCCAUGUAAUUCUCAAUGGGGUUGAUGAGGGUGACUUCAGAGAAGAUGUAGAAUUGGGAAGGGAACUCAGAACUAAAAUUGGUAUUCCAAGCCAUGCAAGUUUAGUACUUGGUACAGCUGGAAGAUUAGUUAAGGACAAAGGCCAUCCUCUGCUUCAUGAAGCAUUCUUGAGGCUCAUAAACAAGCAUCCUGAUGUGUAUUUGAUUGUUGCUGGUUCUGGACCGUGGGAGAAUCGGUACAAGGAUUUAGGAAGCCAGGUUGUUGUUCUAGGAUCGAUUAAUCAUUCCAUGUUAAGAGCAUUCUAUAAUGCUAUUGACAUUUUUGUCGAUCCCACACUUAGACCACAAGGGCUUGACCUUACUUUAAUGGAAGCAAUGAUGAGUGGGAAGCCUCUUUUGGCAUCGAGAGUUCCAAGCAUUAAAGGUACUAUUGUGGUUGAUGAUGAAUAUGGUUACUUGUUCUCUCCCAAUGUGGAGUCUCUCUUGGAGUCACUCGAAGCAGUGGUGAAGGAAGGACCACAGAGGCUAGCAAGGAGGGGAAAGGCUUGCCGUGAAUACGCUGCAUCAAUGUUUACAGCUAGAAAGAUGGCAUUAGCAUAUGAAAGGUUAUUUUUGUGUAUAAAAAAUCGUACAUUUUGUUCCUAUCCUUGA
Gastrolobium bilobum is the source of this 1470-nucleotide messenger RNA. RefSeq lists its product as uncharacterized. The transcript has a single exon. The coding region runs from base 1 to 1470 and encodes 489 amino acids. Gene Ontology annotation, molecular function: glycosyltransferase activity. The record is from RefSeq and is a predicted model, not a curated record. NCBI's taxonomy places the organism in Eukaryota, Viridiplantae, Streptophyta, Magnoliopsida, Fabales, Fabaceae.